AUGUCAAUAUCAGUUAAUAAAAUAGAUACUUUAUCUAUGGAUAAUGCUAUAUACGAUAAACUAGAAAGUUUAUUUUAUAAUUCAAUUUACAAUAUACCGGUUAGAUGCAACAAUAAUAUAAUCGAUGAAUGUAAGUUAUUGUUAAAAACAGUAAUAUAUUAUUUUACCACCACAUCUACCACCGAAAACAGUAUAUCAACAAGUGGCUCGGAAAUGUGUGGUGUUGAAUUUACAAACUCAAGUAAAUGGAAAUUAUAUUGUUCAAUGAUAUUAAGUACCUAUUCCAUUAGAAAAUUAUCUAAAUGCUACUACAAUAGUAAUACCUCUUCUUCCUCUGUUAUUACCAUUACUACACACAAAUUAAUUAAACUAUUAUUAACUAUAUUUAAAAUCAUUGAUUUUAGUAAUUUUGUUAAAUUGAUUUCGGUCAAAAAUUAUGCCUAUCUAACAAUAUACGACAGAAUAUUUGGGAUCCAAUGUAAAGUAAACACUUCAAAACAAGAUUUUUAUGAUAUGAUAGCCUUAUACAGUUUAGAUUUCCAAUCCACUCAGUUUUUAUUAGAUAAUAUAAUGGAAUUGUUUAGUACUGAUUUAAUAAGUGACGUUCUAGUAAAAUUUAUCAAGAAGAGGCAAUAUUCGACUACAAAGAAAACCAUAACAACAUCAAAAACAACAACAACUUGCGUGACUUGCCUACUAUGCAUGGAUGUACCUUUUAAUGCAUGUCGCGUAGAAUGUUGCAAAUCACAAUAUUGUUAUUAUUGUGUUUGUAAAGUUUUGGAAUGGGGGGUUUGUACCAAUUGUAGUAGUGUUGAUGUUUACAUUGAACAAAUUGAAGCCGUGUGA
Saccharomycodes ludwigii is the source of this 846-nucleotide messenger RNA. RefSeq names its product ubiquitin-protein ligase peroxin 2 (gene PEX2). The record is from RefSeq and is a predicted model, not a curated record. Bases 1 to 846 code for a protein of 281 amino acids. The transcript has a single exon. Lineage: Eukaryota; Fungi; Ascomycota; Saccharomycetes; Saccharomycodales; Saccharomycodaceae.